AUGAGCGAGGCGACAGUUUUAAACAAUUUAAGCGAUGAAACCCUGGAAUGGAAAGCGAAUUUUUUCGAAAAGAAAUCGAAACGCUUGUCGCUGAUCUCUUUGUUUUCGCUUUCUUAUGCAAUUGGGACAACAUUUUAUAUUGUGUUCUUGGUGAUCUAUUGUCGCAAAUCCGAAGCCAACACCGAUGCCUUGAUCAAAGUCGUUCGCUCAGCCAUUCGACAAAAUGCAUUUUCGAAUCCCGCAAAUUCUCGUUCACAUUGUGAAAACGGAUGGACAUUUUUAGCCAUUACUGAACGAGGAUUUUGUUACAAAAUGUUCCAACAAAGUGGAGUCAAACAGGCGGAAGCAAAACUCGCCUGUGAUGCUCAGAGAUCGUCACUUGUCUCAAUUGAAUCCUACUUUGAGAAUAAUUUCGUUUACAUCCUUGGUGAGGAGAACUCGGCGAUCAACAAGAUUUGGAUUGGAUUGGAGUAUGAUUUGAGUGUAAAAAGAAGACUUUGGCUUGACGGCACUCCAUCACCGUAUCGAUAUUUCUAUUGGGAAAACGAGACAUACGUUGAACCGGAGAUCAACACCGCCACUUCUAUGUGCAUUCGUUGCAGCGGUAUUGCGAGAUGGUAUGUGAGCACAAAUCAAUCGGAUCCCCAAAUAAAUGGAUUCGUUUGCAAGAAGAAAGCCCAA
Mesorhabditis belari is the source of this 681-nucleotide messenger RNA. Lineage: Eukaryota; Metazoa; Nematoda; Chromadorea; Rhabditida; Rhabditidae. The record is from the annotation of a GenBank genome assembly.